Phalaenopsis equestris is the source of this 1014-nucleotide messenger RNA. RefSeq lists its product as uncharacterized. The record is from RefSeq and is a predicted model, not a curated record. The coding region runs from base 1 to 1014 and encodes 337 amino acids. The transcript has 2 exons. NCBI's taxonomy places the organism in Eukaryota, Viridiplantae, Streptophyta, Magnoliopsida, Asparagales, Orchidaceae.
AUGGAUCUCAUUGCGGAUGAUGGACAGUUUGUUACAGUUUGUUUCAACAAUACUAUUGAUAAUUUCUCGGGUUGGCUUACCUUUGUGUAUGCUAGCACGUCCACUUCGGCUCGAUAUGAAUUAUGGAACAAGAUUAAUUGCUUGGUCAAUGUUAUUAAUGAUAAAUGGAUGGUGGGGGGAGACUUCAAUAUGAUUUUGAAUAGUACUGAGAAAUUGGGUGGCCGUAGGGCCGUCCCUUCUUUGAUGAAUAACUUUAGCAAAACUAUGGUGGAUGCAGGUUUAGUUUAUUUGGGAUUAAUUGGUUCCAAAUACACUUGGAAGCAAGGACUUGUUGCUGAUAAUUGGAAUGUUGCUGAUGUUGGAAAUGCUUGGUUCAGACUUUGGAAACUUCACAAAAAAGUGGCAAGUGCCCUUAGAGCUUGGAAUUGGGAGGUGUUUGGUGAUGUUCAUGCUAGGGUGAUUAAGGCUGAGAGAAUGGUUCAACAUCUUCAGGCUAUUGAUGAAUCUUCUAAUGAUGUGGUUUCUCAGUUACAAAAUGCUCAUAAUGAACUCCUUGCUGCAUCCAUUCAGGAGGAAGAGUUAUUGCAACAAAAGGCGGGAGAGGUACAUUUUGUCCAUGGGGAUAGGAAUACGAAAUAUUUUCAUGCUUGCAUAAAACAACGUCGUGCGAAUAAUACUAUUAUUCGCAUUAAAGAUGAAUGUGGUAAUUGGAUUACGGGCAAUCGAGAUCUGGGAGUUAGUGCUGUGCAAUAUUUUCAAAAUUUGUUUCUCCCUUCUCAAAAUACUGGCACCAUUGAUAGUGCUCUCUUUAAUGAUGUACGAGAUUACACUGACAAUUUAGAGCUCUGUGGUAUCAUGACUGCGAAUGAUAUUUUUCAGGUUCUUUCGGAGAUUAAUUGCAAUAAAGCUCCAGGACCUGACGGCUUCACCUCGGAUUUCUAUCUUAAGAGCUGGAAUAUUAUUCAAAACGAUGUGGUGCAAGCUAAUCAGAGUUUUUUUAAGGGUGACACCUAA